This is a messenger RNA of Pan troglodytes (chimpanzee), 1539 nucleotides long. RefSeq lists its product as uncharacterized. The transcript has 4 exons. Gene Ontology annotation, biological process: virion assembly. NCBI's taxonomy places the organism in Eukaryota, Metazoa, Chordata, Mammalia, Primates, Hominidae. The record is from RefSeq and is a predicted model, not a curated record.
AUGGAGAGGAAAGCCAUUCAGCUCCGGGGUGCCAACAACAAGUUGGUUGACCCUGCAGCCAUGAGCGGAACUCUCAAAGUCAUGUCACCCAAGCGAGACUCGCCCAUCUACCCUAUCUAUCCUGACCCUUGCCGCCUGGGAGGACAGGCAAGGGUGCAGGUUUUCAAGAAUGCAUUGGUAAGGGCCCCUAUAUCCAACAUUCCUCAGUCCUCCUUGUGGUCUAGGAGGAAAACUAGUGUUUCUGCUGCUGUGUUGAUGGGAAACACUCAGGCAUCAACAGGCUCACCCUUGAAAUGCAUCCUAAGCCACUGGGACCAAUUUGACUCACAAACCCUGAAAAAGAGGCGGCUCAUUUUUUUCUGCACUAUGGUUUGGCCCCAAUAUUCUCUCUCUGAUGGGGAAAAAUGGCCACCUGAGGGAAGUAUAAAUUACAAUACUAUCCUGCAGCUUGACCUUUUCUGUAAGAGGGAAGGCAAAUGGAGUGAAAUAUCUUAUGUCCAAGCUUUCUUUUCAUUGAAGGAGAAUCCACAACUAAGCAAAGCUUGCAAUUUACAUCCCACAGGAGGACCUCCCAGCUUACCCCCAUAUCCUAGCCUCCCUAUAGCUCCCCCUCCUAUUAAUGAUAAGCCUCUUCUAAUCUCCCCUGCCCAGAAGGAAAUAAGCAAAGAAAUCUCCAAAGGACCACAAAAACCCCCAGGCUAUCGGUUAUGUCCCUUUCAAGCUGUAGGGGGAGGGGAAUUUGGCCCAACUCGGGUACAUGUCCCUUUCUCCCUCUCUGAUUUAAAGCAGAUCAAGGCAGACCUGGGGAAGUUUUCAGAUGAUCCUGAUAGGUACAUAGAUGUCCUACAGGGUCUAGGGCAAACCUUCGAUCUCACUUGGAGAGAUGUCAUGCUAUUGUUAGAUCAAACCCUGGCCUUUAAUGAAAAGAAUGUGGCUUUAGCUGCAGCCCAAGAGUUUGGAAAUACUUGGUAUCUUAGUCAAGUAAAUGAUAGAAUGACAGCCAAAGAAAGGGACAAAUUCCCUACUGGUCAGCAAGCCAUCCCCAGUAUGGGUCCCCACUGGGACCUUGACUCAGAUCAUGGGGACUGGAGUCGCAAACAUCUGUUGACCUGUGUUCUAGAAGGACUGAGGAGGAUUAGGAAAAAGCCCAUGAAUUCUUCAGUGAUGUCCACCAUAACUCAGGGAAAGUAAGAAAAUCCUUCUGCCUUCCUCGAGCAGCUACAGGAGGCCUUACGAAAAUAUACUCCCCUGUCACCUGACUCACUCAAGGGACAGUUAAUCCUAAAAGAUAAGUUUAUUACCCAAUCAGCCACAGAUAUCAGGAGAAAGCUCCAAAAAAUUGAGGCCAUCGAGCUACAGAUGGUCUUACAAAUGGAACCCCAAAUGAGCUCAACUAACAACUUCUAUCAAGGACCCCUGGACCAACCCACUGGCCCUUUCACUGGCCUAAAUAGAGUUCCCCUCUGGAGGACACUAAAACUGCAGGGCCCCUUCUUCACCCCUAUCCAGCAGGAAGUAGCUAGAGUGGUCAUCGCCUAA